GGCGGGGCUGCUUGCCCAGAACGGAGGCAACGUCUCGGCAAACCAUGCAUUUCUGGUCACCGACGGUGCCUACAUCGCUAAAUAAUUUCUGAUAAAAGUGUUUUCUUCUUAAACAAUGAUGGGACUGUUUUUUGGAGAAUAUCUGGACGCUCAGGAUAUUUCCGCGGAACCCCUAUGACGGUUGCACGAGGGCUUGCCUAACAACAGUCGAUGAGAGCAGAUGAUCUUCACAUGUUGAUGGACAUUCAAUAUUCAGUAGCAGCUGUCACAAAGCUGACAAACAGGAGAAUUCCAAGCGAGGUGGUCCUCUCAGCCCAGACUUCAUAGCAGGGUCUCCGUGACGACCCAGACCCUGCGCUGAACCUGGCCGAAGUGGCUCUCUGGCCUUUACACACAUACACACACACAAACUCAUUCACAGAACAACACACACACGUACACAUAGUGCAACAGUCUAAGGCAAGACGGUGCAGGCUGCAGUGGCAAUGAGUGACCAGCAGGAGGAGCCGGAGGAGCUGUAUGUGGAGCACCAGUACAUGUGCAGCGAAUGCCAUCAGCUGUUCAACACGCUGGAGGAGGUGCUGCUGCACCAGCAGAGCCACACAGGCCCUGAGGAGGCUGAGGGAGGGGGUCCCGAGGAUGGGGACACCAGCUACCAGUGCCUGGAGUGUGGCGCCCUCCUCAGGAACCCAGAGGAACUGCUGCUGCACCAGGAGAUGCACAUGUCGGCAGGACUGGAGGCCGAGCACGAGGUGUGUGAGGUUCUGGAAGCGGGUGAGGGGGGUUCUGACCCGGAUGGGCCCAUCCAGUACCAGUGUCUGGAGUGCCUGCAGCUGUUCAACACCCCGGAGCUGUGGCUGCAGCACACACACACACACCAGAGCAACACACACAGCGCUCACUCCAACACGGAGUAUGUUGUGCAGGCUGAUGGUUCCGUUGCUCCGCUGGUCAAUGUGCAGAACUUGGUUCUUGACGAGCAACGAGCAGGAGAGAUCCUGGCCCAGGUCCUGGCCCAGCAGCAGCAGCAGACUGGUACCUCGUCUCGUGCCCUCCUGCCCCCAGUUGCCCCGUUGCCCGGUUCUGCCACUCUGCGGCUCCAGAUCUGCAGUGCCCAGGCACUUGCAGACGCACACACACACACUCAGGUGUUGGCUGAUGGCUCCACCCCUCUGCGUCGCGCCCGCCUGCUGCCUCCCCUUCUCACACCAACGGCCACGCCAACACUCACAGACACACACACACACACGGCCACACCCACGCCCUACGAGUGCUCUGAGUGUGCGCUGGAGUUCGCUACCCCUGAGGACUUCCUGGCACACCAGGGUGAGCACUUCCUGUGUCAGGAGAAGGAGAGUGGGGAUGGUGUGGUUGUCAUGGACACACCGGACAUGGAGCGGACACCAGUCAAUCAGGUGCGGGGGCCGGUGGCGCCGGCACGGCAGCCAGUCACUGGCCGCUCUGCCCCAGAGGGGGGCGUGGCCCUGCAGUGUGCAGAGUGUCAGCGCACGUUCACCUCGGCCAAUCGCCUGGCGGCGCAUGGGCGUGUGCAUCAGCAGGGGACGCACCAAUGCCCCGAAUGUGACAAGGUGUUCAAGAAAGCUGGCUCCCUGCACACACACCUGCGCACACACUCCGGGGAGGCGCGCUACCUUUGUGUCGACUGUGGACACGGCUUCACUACCGAGAUGACCCUCAUUAUACACAGAAAGUCCCACACGGCAGAACCUCUGCAUCGGUGUGAGUUUUGCUCCAAAACCUUCACCAACAUGACCAAGUUCCUCUACCACCGACGGACACACACUGCAAGAACCCCACUCACACCUGUCAGCACUCAGGUGUGUGUUCCCUCCCGAAGAUUAGGCCCCGCCCCCAGCUUGCGGGAGCGACUACUAGAGCGUCAGGGGGCGGGCCUUACACGGGUGGGCCAAUCAGAACGGCAGGUGACAGGCCUAACACAGGCGAGCCAAUCACAGUGUCAGGGGGCAGGCCUUACACAGGCGAGCCAAUCGCAGUGUCAGGGGGCGGGUCGACCACAGGUAGGCGGGUCGGAGGUGGGUCUGAUCGCUCCUUUGUCAGAAGCAGAGUUAGAGGCGGAGUCUUGUCGAGAAGCCGACGCCCCUGUUGAUGAUCGGCAUGGAGAUGUAACCAAAGAGAACGGCGUGGGUUCUGCAGCGCCCCCAACGGGUCAGAAUCAGGAGAGUGUUCUGGCGGUGCCGGCGGCAGAGUUGUCGUUCCCCUGCCCAACGUGCGGGAAGGCCUUCAGCACAGCGCUGCGUCUGGUGCGCCAUCGCCGGACAGUGCACGUGUCAGAGCGGCUCUUCCGCUGCGGCGUCUGCGCCAAGCCCUUCAAGAAGCAGAUCCACGUGCGGAACCACCUGCGCACGCACACCGGCGAGAGGCCUUUCCAGUGCAGCGACUGCGGCAAGACCUUCUCGUCGCUGGCCAACUUGUCUCGACACACCCUCACGCACACGGGCGAACGGCCGUACCGCUGCCCCGUAUGUCCGCGCGCGUUCAGUCAGUCGUCCAACCUGCGGCAGCACCAGUUGCUCCACGCCGAUGCGCCGCCCUGCCGCUGUCCCGACUGCCCCGCCACCUUCCGCCGGCCAGCCAAGCUGACCGCACACCGAUACACGCGGCACCAGGGCCCUGCCCCCUACCCCUGCCCACACUGCCCCCAGGGCUUCCUACGCAAGCGGCUGCGAGACCUGCACUGCCACAGCCAACACCCCACACUCACACACACGCCACAGCACAGCGCACUGAUUGGCCCAGCUGUCGUUCCUAAAGAGGGGGAGGAGCCAGAGACUCAGCAGGUCGACACCCACACAGAACCAGGCUCCGCCCCUAGAUCAGAUCAGGCCCGCCUCUCCCUGGAGGACAGCGUGCUGAUUGGUUCAGACUCCCGCCCCUCCUUGGAGGGCAGCGUGCUGAUUGGUUCAGACUCCCGCCCCUCCCUGGACUGCAACAUUUGCGGGAAGCGUUUAAACUCCGCCUCCAACCUGCGGCUGCACGUGCUCAGUCACACAGGGAUGGGGCCUGGGCGUGGUCACGUGUGCGGCGUGUGCGGUAAGUCAUUUGCGUCGGCGUCUGGCCUGACGCUCCACCGGCGCGUGCACACAGGCGAGCGGCCGUUUCCAUGCGGUGUGUGUGCCAAGCGCUUCCGUCAGAACACACACCUGCGUGAGCACCUGCGCACGCACUCGGGUGAGCGUCCGUUCCGCUGUGACACCUGCGGCAAGGGCUUCGUGCAGAGCAUGCACCUGGCAGAACACCGGCGCACGCACACAGGUGAGCGACCCCACGCCUGCCAGUGCGGAAAAGCUUUCAAGACCGUCUCCAACCUGCGCAACCACCAGAAGAUCCACACGAGGGCGCUGCAGCAGCAGGAGCGGCGGGCGGAGGAGGAUGGGCACGGGGACUCUGGGGAGGCAGGCGCCGCAGUGGCCGUGCUGGACAGCUCGGUGGAGCUGACCGCUGCAGUGCCAGCGCUCUGCCAGCAAGGGGCUCUGGGACAGCCUCAGCUCAUUCAGAUCCAGACUGCUGACCUCGCACAGGGGACUCCCACCAUCAUGUGUAAUGAGUUUGGCGAGGCCAUCGCCAUCAUCGAGACGAGUGAAGGAGCGGUGCUGCCUCUGGCCGAGGCUCUGGAGAUCUACCAGACGGCUCUGGAGUCCAGCCUCGGAGUGGACGCCAUCACCGUGGACAGCCUGCAGCUGCUCUAACACACACACACACAUGCUCUGGAGUCCAGCCUCGGAGUAGACAGCCUACAGCUGCUCUAACACACACACACACAGGGCCAGUUUAUGUUUGGGCCCCUGAAUGACUGAUGUUAGGCACUGGUGUCUGGUGUGUGUUUAAGAUGAAUUUGUAUGUGUAACAUUUUUACUCUUCAGAGUGCGGGAUUGGGUAUGACCUUAUUGUGUUGUCUUGUUUGUUUGUUUUUUUUGUUAAUAAAGACGGCCUCUGCAGUUUG
Messenger RNA from Alosa sapidissima (American shad), 3982 nucleotides. It is a transcript of the gene znf526, whose product is annotated as zinc finger protein 526. The transcript is spliced from 9 exons. Gene Ontology annotation, biological process: regulation of transcription by RNA polymerase II. Gene Ontology annotation, cellular component: nucleus. The record is from RefSeq and is a predicted model, not a curated record. Bases 486 to 3728 code for a protein of 1080 amino acids. Gene Ontology annotation, molecular function: DNA-binding transcription factor activity, RNA polymerase II-specific; RNA polymerase II cis-regulatory region sequence-specific DNA binding. Lineage: Eukaryota; Metazoa; Chordata; Actinopteri; Clupeiformes; Clupeidae.